AUGGGUCUCCUGGAGUUCGAGAAAUGGUCAAACCAGCCAGGGCUUUUCUCUGAAAAGUCAAGGUUUUGUGCCCGGUUGCGAGGCCUGACACCAGGGCAGCGUCGAAUAUGCCGUCACCAUAAGGACCAUAUGCCGACUGUUAGUGCUGGGGUCCGGAAGGGUAUUGAAGAGUGCCAGUACCAGUUUCAAGGGCGGAGGUGGAACUGUACCAUCACGAGUAAUGAGACGGUAUUUGGACCUUUGACAUUAAUAGCGUCCCGCGAAACUGCUUUUACCCACGCUGUAACAGCUGCUGGUGUGUCAUUAGCCAUCUCCCGAGCAUGUCGGGAUGGAAGUCUCGCGUCAUGUGGUUGCAGCCGUGCGUCACGGCCACGACAUUUACAUAAUGAUUGGGUGUGGGGUGGAUGUGGGGAUAACCUGGAGUAUGGAUACAAGUUCACAGAAAGCUUUGUAGAUGUCCGCGAGAGGGAGGGGAAAGUGAAAAGAGGCAGCCGGGAACAGGGACGCCAGUUAAUGAACAGGCACAAUAACGAAGCUGGCAGACGGGCUGUUAUCAAGAAAUCUCGUGUCACGUGUAAAUGUCACGGUGUUUCGGGGUCAUGUAGUCUCAUCACGUGCUGGCAGCAAUUAGCUACAUUCAGGGAAAUUGGUGACUACCUCCAUGAGAAAUAUGAAGGAGCAACGGAGGUGAAAGUAUCAAGACGUGGCAAGCUACGCGUGGGUAAUCCUAAUUAUAGUCUGCCCACGCCGCAGGACCUCGUCUACUUGGAGGAAUCACCUAAUUAUUGUAUUAAGAACGAGACAUUGGGUUCCUUCGGCACUACCGGCCGAAAUUGCAACAGAACGUCACCAGGCAUUGAUGGAUGCGCAAUAAUGUGUUGUGGCCGGGGCUACAAUACAAAACGGGCCGUUAUAAAAGAGCGAUGCGAUUGUAAAUUUCACUGGUGCUGCCGUGUUGAUUGCAAUAUUUGUGUCAAAACUGUCGAAAUUCAUACUUGUAAAUAG
This is a messenger RNA of Pieris macdunnoughi, 1005 nucleotides long. Lineage: Eukaryota; Metazoa; Arthropoda; Insecta; Lepidoptera; Pieridae. The record is from the annotation of a GenBank genome assembly.